This is a messenger RNA of Effrenium voratum, 2285 nucleotides long. The record is from the annotation of a GenBank genome assembly. Lineage: Eukaryota; Dinophyceae; Suessiales; Symbiodiniaceae.
GCUUUCUUCAUCUUUUCGGUGUAGACGCUGACAGUGCGGUUUUUGCUGCCAUGUCCAGCAACAUGAAAGCGUGCAAGUCGCAGGCAUCACAUGGUGCCGGGAAUGCCUCGCCGCAGACCAAUGGGUCUGGCCAGAAGGUGGUGGGCCCCAACAUCCGGGGCAACAGAGAGGAGUACCAGCUGGUGAUGCACCUGCAGAGCGCGCUGUUUGGGGGGGUCUACGAGGCCAAAGGCCGCAGCAGUGGCCGGGACUUUGCCAUCAAGGUACUCCACAAGAGUGAGCUCCAGAAGGUUGAGGAGAACAACUCCAUCGAAUUCUGCGAAGUGCCGCUGAGUGAGAUCAAGUUCGCGGACGUGAUGCGGGGGCACGAGCACGUCAUGGAGGUGGAGGAGCACUUCGAGGAUCAGUAUUGCCACUACUGCGUCUUCGAGCUUUGCAGAGGCGGUGAUUUGCUGGAAGCCUUGAAGCAGAAGCCCAUGGGCUUUGAUGAGCGGCACGCGCAGUUCUUGAUCCGCCAGGCGGCAAUGGGCCUCACCUUCAUGCAUGAACGAGGCGUGGCCAUGCAGGACGUGUCGCUGGAGAACAUGCUGCUGAAUGUUAAUCCAGGCAACGGCAACUGGCAGGUGAAGAUCUGCGACCCGGGCCAGGCCGUGCACUUCCAGACGGAGGGCGGCCAAGAGAUCCCGGUGGGCUUCCACGGCUUGGUAGGAAAGUCCUUCAGACCACCGGAGCUGCACGAGCACAAGCCGUACCUCUCCACGAAGGUGGACUCCUGGUGCCUAGGCUGGAGCACCUUCUACCUCCUCACCGCGCAGCCGCUCUUCAUGAGCGCCGACCCCUCGCAGAAGGACGCCGACUGGCAUCUCUUCAAGAACGGCAAGUUUGACGAGCUCUUCAAGACAAAGUCACCUAACUUCUCGCCCACGGGCAUCGACUUCAUCUUCAAGCUGCUGCAGCUCGAGCCCUCGAAGCGCAUGUCCAUCGCCGAUUGCUGCAAGCACGCGUGGCUGGCGGACCCCUCGGUGCCGCCCAUGUUGGUGCCCAAGGAGCUCCUGCCGGAGGCGGUGCGGAAGAGCAUGGAGGAGGAGAAGGUGGAGAGGCGGGCGGCCAAGCCAACCCUCCCCAUGGACCGGGACUUCAUGGGAGGCUCCCUGUCCACCAGCGCGGGCAUCAGCGGCGUGCCCUCCAUGACAGCCUCGCUGGCGGCGCCCAGCGCCAACUCCGUGAGGCCCAUGGCGCAUGCCUUGCCCACCUGGUCAGCGGCGCCCGUCCAGAGCAUGACGAAAAUGCAGCUUGCUGCACCUCAUACGCCUCUGAUGCGCGUACGCAGCCCGUCUGGCCGUUCUCCUCGCCAGAGCUUCACAGGAGACAUGCACAUGAACGCGGACCGCCGGAGCCGCGUCUUCCAGCCGCACCGCAGCUCCCAGAGGACGCCGUACUCUGGCGGCUAUGUCGUGGCCACGGCGCACUCCCCGGCGCCGCUGCGGGGCUCCUCCGGCCGGGCCUCGCCCAUGGGGGAGAAGCUCAUGGCGGCCAACUACUACAGCCAAGAUGCCGGCCGCUUCGGCUUCAUGUCCACCCCGAGGGCCAACGGCCGCCCCAGGGCCUCGGUGUCGACAGCGGCGCCAGCCCCCCUGCCGCUGUCCGCCUCCCAGGAGAGCUCCGAGCGCGGCCGGCCGCUCUGGGCCUUCGGCCAGGCCGAUGGGACCCUGCCGCGGCUGGGGAGCGGCGGUUCGGACUACCAGGUGGCGGCCCCGGUGCCGGUGAGGGCCGCCUCCCCGGCUCCGAUGCAGACCAUGGGUGCAGUGACCCGGGCCGGGGCUCCAGGAGCCCGGCGAGUGGAAGGGAGGACGAAGGGGGUGGCCUCGCCGGGCCUGACCUUCAUGCGGCGGGCGAGCCCCCCGCGGGUGGUGCAGGUGUCGCGGUCGCCCUCGCCGGCCCGGGACCUGCGGGCGCCCAGCCCCACCUUCCGGCCGGGCUUCAGCUGGACCCCGGUGGCGGUGCCGCACCCUCCCGCCUCGAUCCGCGCUGCGUCUCCCACCCGUGUGGUGCACAAUGGGGGCUUUGCGUGGAUGCCGGAUCCGGCUUCGCCCCACGCGUCGCCGAGAGCCUUCUCCCCGUCGCCGCCCACAUCCAUCAGUUUUGCGCGAGCGCCGAGCAUGGUGGCGUCGGGGUAUGCCAGCCUGCGGACAUGAAUCAGCGGACUGGGGCGCUUCUUUCUGGUUUCGGCACAUAUCUCAGAUGCGACCGCCCGCGAGCCACACGCUCGGCGCGGGCUUCCCGAG